AUGGCGUCAUUCGUUAUUCAAGCGCCGGACGCCUUCAACUUUUCGUCGCCGAACGAGUGGCCGAAGUGGAAACAGCGCUUUGAACGUUUCCGAACCUCUUCAGGCUUGUGCGUGAAGCCCGAGCAACAUCAAGUAGACGCCCUACUCUACAUCAUGGGUGAGGAAGCCGAGGAAAUCUACGCCACCUUCGCUUUAUCUGAAGAGAACUCCAAGAAAUUCGACGCCGUCAUGGAGCAGUUUGACAAGUAUUUUAUUCCGCGACGCAACGUAAUCUUCGAACGAGCCAGAUUCAACACCAGACUGCAACAAGAUGGUGAGUCGGCCGAAGAUUUCGUCACUGCGCUUCACACGCUUUCGAAAGAUUGCGAGUUCGGAGCUCUUCGAGAGGAGUUCGUGCGCGGCUCCCUCGUGGUUGGGAUAAAAGACAAGCAGCUAUCCGCCAGGUUACAGCUCGACGCAGAGCUCACACUACAAAAGGCUCUCGAUUCCGUCCGCCAGAUCGAGAGUGUCCAUAAGCAACACGCGGAGCUACACCAGGAAGGGCCAUCUUUGAACAAAGUUGCAUCCGGUGCGCAGACCAGUCGACGUGCUUCAAUGCAAGACAAAAGUGGCAGUUAUCUACGCGGGGCAAGCAAGCCAUCUUCAUCCUCCGGUAAAAACAGAGAGCAGAAACCGUGCCGUUGGUGUGGUCAAGAGCGUCACCCUCGCACUCUCUGCCCAGCACGCUCGGAAGUCUGCAGGAAUUGCCGGAAGAAAGGUCACUAUGCCUCCGUAUGCAUGUCGCGACGCCUCCAUUUUGUCGAAACCGAGCACGGAACUUUAGAAGUAGGAUUUCUUGGAGCAGUCAAGACGACGGAUGCUGGAAACUGGGAAGCAACAGUCUUGGUUCAAGGCCAGCCAGUAGACUUCAAAAUUGACACUGGUGGCGACGAAACCGUCCUCCCGACGCACGUAUUCCAGACGCUCAAGGACAGGCCGCUUCUAUCAGCUCCUCCUCGUCAGCUGCAUGGCCCACAUGGAAAGCUUCUUCCAGCAGCAGGAGUGGCACAACUCCAGCUCAUCUACCGCAACCACGCGACUACACAGGAGAUAUACGUCCUACAUCAGAUCUGCACUCCGUUGCUAGGCAAGCCAGCCAUCAAAAAGCUACAGAUGCUGACCUUCGUAAACGCCAUUGCCGACAAAGUGAACCCGAAAGAAGAAUUUCCAGCGGUGUUCCAAGGACUCGGCAAGCUGCUCAAGGAACACAGGAUUCAGCUUCAACCAGGAGCAAAACCUUUCGCACUCAGCUCCCCGAGGCGCAUCCCAAUUCCAUUGUACGAGAAGACAAAGUUGGAACUUCAAAGGAUGCAGAAACUCGGUGUCAUAUCACCUGUUGAUGAGCCGACCGAGUGGUGUGCACCAAUGGUAGUCGUCCCAAAGCCCUCCGGAGACGUGAGAAUAUGCGUCGACUUUACAGAGCUGAACCGCCACGUUCUCAGAAAAUGGCAUCCUGUUCCUUCCGUGGAGCACACUCUCGGACUUCUUCAUGGAGCUAAGGUGUUCUCCAAACUCGAUGCCAACUCUGGAUUUUGGCAAAUUCUACUUUGUGAAGAAUCAAGGAAACUCACCACCUUCAUCUCACCUUUUGGGCGCUUCUACUUCAACCGACUACCAUUUGGCAUUGCGUCAGCUCCUGAACACUUCCAGAAGCAGAAGGCGUACAUUUUACAAGGCAUCAGUCGAGUUGUCUGUCACAUGGACGACAUCCUCAUCUGUGGUUCCAACAGCCAUGAGCACAAUGAGACACUCCGAAACGUGCUGCAGGCACUUGCAAAGGCUGGAGUGACACUGAACGACAGCAAGUGCGUGUUUAAUGUUCAACGCCUUACAUUCCUUGGACACUGGCUCGAUGAAGACGGAAUAAGACCCGAAGAAAAGAAGGCUGAAGCCAUACUGAAAAUGGAGAGUCCCAAAAGUAGGACCGAGCUGCAGAGAGUUCUCAGAAUGGCAACAUACCUUGCGAGAUUCGUUACCAAUCUCUCUGAUAUUCUGCAGCCACUCACACUACUGUUGUCAAAAAAGCAAGAAUUUGCUUGGAGUGCUCCACAAGAGCAGGCAUUCAACAUGUGGAAGUCGGUGCUCUCAUCUCGUCCUGUCCUUGGAGUCUACGACCCAUCAAAAGAAACAGUCAUAACCGCCGACGCAUCAUCCUUCGGACUGGGAGCAUUAAUCCGGCAGAAGCAAACGAAUGAGGCUGCAGUGAAAAGCAUCAAGACAUCCAUGACGAAGACCAAGGACACUUACCUGACACUUCUAGCUUACAGGUCGACUCCUUUGAAGAAUGGAUAUAGCCCUGCCGAACUGCUCAUGGGUCGUCGGCUGAGAUACAGCCUUCCUCUUUGUUCCACCAAGCUGACACCCCAAUUGCCAGAUCAAGGCAGCCUUCGGAAUUUUGAGGAAAGAUACAGAAAACGUCAAAGGAAAGACUUCGACAGACGUCACGGAGUCCGCGACUUGCCGGAACUUCAUUAUGGAGAUGCCGUGUGGGUGACAGACCUCAAGAGCAAAGGGGCAGUACAAGCUCCAGCCGAUGAGUCUCGAUCUUAUUGGGUCAACACCGACACUGGUGCUGCCUACCAAGACCUGCAGGCCUGCCGAGACCACUGA
Molecule: messenger RNA, 2649 nt
Organism: Rhipicephalus sanguineus (brown dog tick)
Lineage: Eukaryota; Metazoa; Arthropoda; Arachnida; Ixodida; Ixodidae
Exons: 3
Coding region: 1-2649 (882 amino acids)
Molecular function (GO): zinc ion binding; nucleic acid binding
Source: RefSeq, a predicted model, not a curated record